AUGCCAGUCGGCUUGCGAAUCAUUUGCCCCCAAGAAAGCCGACAAAGGACAAAUCCUCAUCCCCAGGACCUCAUCCCGCAAGACUUUCCUCAAAGACACGCCAUAGUCACCGCUGAAAUGGCCGACACCACCCAGACCUUCUCUUCUCUCCCUCAGGGCUUCUCUGUUUACCAGCCCGCACUCGGCGCCCCCUUGCAAUUCUUCCCUGCUCUCGGAUCGCAAGAGCUCGAUGACAUGAUCAACGCUUACAUUCCUGGUCCUUCUGCCACCAACGAGAAGCGUGCCACAAUCACUCUCGAUUUUUUUCACUAUGCACAGAGGACUGGCCAAACCUUCAAGUUCUACCCAGUGCAGCCCGCUCCUUCUCCCGUCACUUCUCCAUCAACGACGAGCCCGUCCUCGGCCUCGGUCAGCCCGUCAUUCAACGUCUCUCCCAUCACGUCUUCGUGGGACUGGAGCGCCACCUCUGCCUCGUCAGUAGCCUCUUCACCACACCCCUCCGUCCGGCGUCGACGAGGCGGCAAGCAGUCCAGCAGCCUUCCCUCAAGAUCUCAUGCCACCGACUUUUCCCACCUUCCCGGCAUGAAGAUCCUUACCAAGGAUGGAGUGGACGUGACCCAUUCCGGUUCGCGUGGAACUAAGACUAAGGAGCAGCGUGAUCAUGCCCAUCUCAUGAGAAUCAUCAAGGCCUGCGACAGCUGUCGACGCAAGAAGAUUCGCUGCGACCCUAGCCACAAGAAGCGAGGUGCAGCUCAAGCAGCACCGCAGAAAACGCCCAAACCUGCAAAGAGGCCAAGGGUUGCGCCCUCUCAACUCCCCCCACCUUGUCCACGGCUAGACUUGGCCGAGGCCGAGCUUCCUGUCAGCACAUCAACAUUUGAAUGGGAUCCGUCCACCUCCCUCGCUGGCCUGGACGACUUGGAUGCGGCCAUCAUGCAUUAUGACUCAUUUGAUGAGCUUAUUCAGUUUCCCCAACUGGUACCUUCCGAUGCCUACUUUUUCCCCGAUGCUUCGGAUUACACCUCCUCGCAAUCUACUCCUUCUUCUGCUACGUCGCCAACAAAGUCGCGCACCCCGACGUCGCAGCAGGGACUUGCCGCUCCUUCAGGGCCCGAGUUUGUCAUACCGCAGCUUCAGGAACAAGACUGGCUAGCCGACCUCCCCUUCCUCGAGCGGGCUCGCUCUGCAAGCGACUACACCGACUUCAAUCUAUACUCGCCCGCGUCCAGCUUCUCUGAAGAUGAGCGCAUGUUAUCCAUCGUUUCCUCGGUGAAUAGUUUGCCCAAUCUGGAGAAACCAUCAUUGGUUGAAUGCUCGCCAGUAUUCAAUGCCACCUCAAACGGCGAGGCCCUCGGGCUGGACGAUCCUGGCCUGUCAAGAAGUGAACUCCAAGUCAAGUCUACUGUUGAAUCUAUGGGCGAUAGCUGCAGAAGCAAAUUGCGCAGAAGUGACAUACUCACCACCAUGAACGCCUCGGACGGGUCUAACGAGGGGUCCCGCUCCUCGAUUCUUCAGGCGACCACUACUUCUCCGCCAGGCACAGGCGUACCGGCAUCCGACUCUUCGCCCUGCAGCCAGACUCUAGGUGCCGCAACUCUUCCGUCGCCAUCACACAAGGCUGCUCAGGGACCAACUCCCCAGAGAACAUCAACCAGCAUCAGCCCGCCUGCGGCCUCUGUUUCUCUGAAUACCCAACCAAGCGUAUCUAUGCAUGUACUCGUCAAUCCGCACAUAGGCAUGCUUUCGUCAAGCUUCCCUGGCAGCAUCAGCGGUGCACAACUAGCUGAAUCGGCUCGUCAAUCCGCGUCUGGCACCACCAUCCAGGUCCGCAGUGAGCUUCCUGCAACAACUUGCGAUAAAGAUAAUGUGGUUGCAUCUCAACCAGACUCGUUGUCGUCGGGACCCAGCAUGCCGAGUACGCAGAAUUCUCGCGCCCGACAGGUCUUGAGCAACGGUUCCUCUGAAUCUGCGAGUGAGGGAAACUCAGCGCCUGACCGUCUGCCACGUGGUGAACGUUGUCACAACAUGCAAGACGAAUCUCCCAAAGGCCUAAUUGACGUGUUUGCCCGAGGCUUCAUUCCGUCAUCGCUUGACGACCACCGCCAUGAGCAACAUCAACCCCAAAGGCCGGGCUCAGGCCCUACUGUUUUCGUCGGCUCAUCUGCUCCGGGUGCUUCACCUAUCAAUGAACACGGCCUUGACAGGCAUGACUUACUUGCCGCUUGCCCCAUACCAUCAUCGUCUUCUUUUGCCGACGCGACCAGCUCGUCAGUUGAUGUGACCACCCCUGCGUCUGGACGCGGUGUCCAUCUUGAGCGACAACGACUAGGCGCUCCUGUUUUUGAAUCUGGCGGUGUCCCCAACCCCCAGAUGGCGUCUCUGAUUUCAUCCGGAGCCGGGGAGGAUACGCCAACCACUGGGUCGCACAACCGUCCUGCUCUUGCUUCAGGCAGAGCACUUCGAAUUGCAGCGGCUGGCGAUCAGCCUUCGUCGCCUCUUGCAUCUGUUGUCAUGGACUCAUCACCCGCCUUGAUGGAACCCCGGCUGUUACAAACCGUCGCCUCCAUGUCCAGCUUGAUACUGUGCGUGUUUGCUACGGCAAUGGCGUUUGCGAGCAGCAAGACUAUAGCGAGGAAGUCGGCCAUGCCACAAGCGAAGAAGCAAACACAAGCAAGAGCGUCAUGCCGCGAGCUGUGGCAUCUAUCGUCCCUUGGGCAGCGAACCAUGUUUACGCCCAUGGCGCCUGUUUGUGCCGUGUAA
This is a messenger RNA of Ustilaginoidea virens, 2760 nucleotides long. RefSeq lists its product as uncharacterized. NCBI's taxonomy places the organism in Eukaryota, Fungi, Ascomycota, Sordariomycetes, Hypocreales, Clavicipitaceae. Gene Ontology annotation, molecular function: zinc ion binding; DNA-binding transcription factor activity, RNA polymerase II-specific. The transcript has 5 exons. Bases 1 to 2760 code for a protein of 919 amino acids. Gene Ontology annotation, biological process: regulation of DNA-templated transcription. The record is from RefSeq and is a predicted model, not a curated record.